AGGCAAUGUUAUUUGUGCGUCUUCCCUGAAAAAUAGAAUAACAAACCGAACAUGGUAGACUCUCAAGAAGACAAACUAUACAUGGUCGAGUACGCCAAGAGUGACCGCGCUUCGUGCAAGAAGUGCAAGGAAAACAUCGCUAGAGACUCGCUAAGAAUGGCCAUCAUGGUGCAGUCGCCCAUGUUCGACGGCAAAGUCCCACACUGGCAUCACUUCUCCUGCUUCUGGCUAAGAGCGGCGGCCCAGUCCCCCUCCGACAUCGCCGGCUUUUCCGACAUCCGCUGGGAAGACCAAGAGAAAGUCAAGAAGGCCAUCGAAAACGGCGGAGCUGUCGGAGGAGGAGAAGGAGGCGAGAAAGGCGGCGCGGGGGAGAAGACGCUCAACGGCUUUGCGGUGGAAUACGCCAAAUCUAACCGCAGCACUUGCAAAGGAUGCGAUAUGAAAAUAGAGAAGGAUCAGAUCCGCGUGACGAAGAAGACUGUGGACCCAGAGAAGCCUCAGUUGGGUUUAAUUGACCGCUGGUAUCACACGGCGUGCUUCGUGAGCCACAGGGAGGAGCUGGACUUUAAGCCCGAGUACGGAGGCGCGCAGCUGAAGGGCUUGGGCACGCUGAGGGCUGAAGACCAGGAGGAGCUCAAGAAGAGGCUCCCGGCAGUCAAAACCGAAGGAAAGCGCAAAAACAACGAGGUGGACGGCGUCGCCAAGAAACAGAAAACGGAGGACGAUGAGGAGCAAAAAAAAUUGGAGACGCAGUUGAAGGAGCAAAGCCAGCUGAUCUGGGGCAUCAAAGACAAACUGUAUAAGGUUUGCCCCAUCGGUUACAUGAGCAAGCUACUCACAGCCAACAGCCAGAGUGUUCCGUCGGGAGACUCCAACAUGAUGGAAAGAUUGGCGGAAGGCAUGGCCUUCGGCGCUCUGGAGCCUUGCGGGGAGUGCUCAGGCCAGCUGGUGUUCAAAAGCGAUGCCUACUACUGCACGGGGGACAUCUCGGCCUGGACAAAAUGUGUGUACAAAACCACUCAUCCCACACGUCGAGACUGGGUCACUCCAGAGGAAUUCCACGACGUUUCUUACCUGAAGAACUUCAAGUUUAAGCGUCAGGACCGAGUUUACCCGAAGGAGGCGCCCGCUCAAAGCCAGCCCGCAGUUAAAUCAGAGUCUCUGGCCAGCGCAUCCGGCGCCCCUGUUAAACCACUACCAGAUGGCGGACCAUCAGAUAAACCACUCACGGGCAUGAAGGUGUUGACCAUAGGCAAACUGGCCAAAAAUAAGGACGAAAUCAAGGCAGCCGUGGAAGACCUCGGAGGAAAGAUUAGCGGCACGGCUAACAAAUCGGCGCUCUGCAUCAGCACCAAGAAGGAGGUGGAGAAAAUGAGCAAGAAAAUGGAGGAGGCCAAAGUCGCUGGUGUGCGAGUGGUCGCCGAGGAUUUCCUCGUCGACCUCAAGUCGUCGGGCAAAGCCUUUCAGGAGCUGGUCUCCCUGCACGCCAUUUCACCGUGGGGGGCCGAGGUCAAAGUGGAGGCCCCUCCGCCAUCGGCCGCUCCCGCCCCGUCCAAAUCGGGGGCCAUGGCUGCUUCCAAGAGCAGCGGGAGAGUCAAGGAGGAAGAAGGUAAGAACAAAGCUAAGAAAAUGAAACUGACAGUCAAAGGAGGUGCCGCAGUAGAUCCCGACUCAGGUCUGGAGAACAGCGCUCACGUUUUGGAGCAGAACGGUAAAAUGUACAGCGCCACCUUGGGCUUAGUUGACAUCGUCCGAGGAACUAACUCUUAUUACAAGUUGCAGCUGCUGAAAGACGACGUCCAGAAAAGAUACUGGGUGUUCCGCUCUUGGGGCCGAGUGGGCACCACCAUCGGCGGCAACAAGCUGGAAGAAGUCGACGACAAGACCUCUGCGCUCUCCACCUUCCUGUCAGUCUAUAAGGAAAAGACGGGUAACGAUUGGGGCGCCUCCAACUUCACCAAGUACCCCAAUAAAUUCUACCCGUUGGAGAUUGAUUACGGGCAGGACGAAGAAGUCGUGAAGAGGCUGACGGCCACCACCGGAACCAAGUCCAAGCUAGCCGAACCCAUCCAGGAGUUGAUUAAACUGAUAUUUGAUGUGGAGAGCAUGAAGAAGGCCAUGGUGGAGUUUGAGAUUGACCUCCAGAAAAUGCCACUGGGAAACCUGAGCAAAAGGCAAAUUCAAAGCGCUUAUGCUCUUCUGACUCAAGUGCAACAGGCGGUGUCGGACAAUAUGACCGAAGCUCACAUUUUGGAUCUGUCCAAUCGCUUCUACACACUGAUACCGCACGACUUCGGCAUGAAGAAGCCGCCGCUGCUUAGCAAUUUGGAGUACAUUCAAGCUAAAGUUCAAAUGCUGGACAAUUUGUUGGACAUCGAAGUGGCCUACAGCCUGCUGAGGGGAGGAGCGCAAGACGACGAAAGCGAUCCUAUCGACAUUAACUACGAACAACUCAAGACGAAGAUCGAGGUGGUGGAUAAGAGCACGCAGGAAGCGGACAUAAUUGUGCAGUAUGUUAAGAACACGCAUGCGGCCACGCAUGACACGUAUACACUGGAAGUACAAGAGAUCUUCAAAAUCAACCGCGAGGGAGAGCGCCAGCGCUUCCAGCCCUUCGAGGAGCUGCACAAUCGCCAGCUGCUGUGGCACGGCUCGCGAACCACCAAUUACGCUGGCAUCCUCUCUCAAGGUCUUCGCAUCGCGCCGCCGGAAGCCCCGGUGACCGGCUACAUGUUCGGCAAAGGCGUGUACUUUGCCGACAUGGUGUCCAAGAGCGCCAACUACUGUCACACCUCGCAGUCGGACCCCGUCGGACUUCUGCUGCUGGCCGAAGUUGCCCUGGGCAACAUGCAUGAACUGAAAGAGGCCUCCCACGUCACCAAACUACCAAAGGGCAAACACAGUGUUAAAGGUUUGGGUAAAACCGCACCCGAAUUGAGCGCCGCCACCACAUUAGACGGCGUCCAAGUGCCGUUGGGAAAAGGGGUCAACACCAACAUUGAUGAUACGAGUCUACUGUACAACGAAUACAUCGUGUACGAUGUAGCCCAAAUAAACCUCAAGUAUCUCUUGAAGGUUAAGUUCAACUACCAAACGUCUUUGUGGUGAGCGGCGGAAACGGGAGCGCCGUCGUCCAAGGGGCUUCGCUUUGAUUCCAAUAUGUUCUUAGGUCACUUUAUGCUACUUAUCAGCAGAUUUGUAUCCCGUUAGCGGUGCCUUGCGAUAUCACUCGAAAUACGGUUUUCAGCUUAAAUGUUAGUUUCUCAUUGGAAAGAUGACUGUUGGGUAUCCCGUUAGCAGGGCCUUGCAAUAUCACUGGAAAUCCCGGUUUUCAGCUUGAAUGGUACGUAGUUUCUCGUUGAAAAGACAACUGUUAGUAUGCUAGGUUAAGAGCGUGGAAAAUAACACAGCCAAAUAACAGCAUUUCACUUAUUGGCUGCUGUUGGCAGUGUAAUCCAUCAAGUUAAGACAGUACUUCUCAAAUGGUGGGGCGGGCCCCCCCAGGGGGGGCGCGGCGCUAUGCCAGGGGUGGCGCAUGUGACCUUGGGGAACAUACGUUUUUUGCUGUACUAGAAUAAAGUGUAAUUGGACAUCCACUCAGUGGGUGCCAGUGGCGCUCUGGACACUGGAGACAUGGAAAGCUAAGACGAGGAAAUAUGACGAAGCCUACUGUAUGUAGGGUUUGGCUUUGACUUUUAGCACAGUGGGAGACCAGGAAAGACCAGUCUGUUUACCGUGUCUAAAAAUUUUCGCAGCAGACAGCAGGAUGCCAAAUCAAUUAAGAGGUCACAUAAAGACAUUAGACAUCUCAAUUUAAUCAAAAUAAAAUUUAAAUGGAAAAAAAAAUGAAUAUGAAUCAGGAAUUAUUAUGGAUGGAAAUUGUCCAA
Messenger RNA from Corythoichthys intestinalis (scribbled pipefish), 3887 nucleotides. RefSeq names its product poly [ADP-ribose] polymerase 1-like. The transcript has 21 exons. Gene Ontology annotation, biological process: double-strand break repair; protein poly-ADP-ribosylation. Gene Ontology annotation, cellular component: nucleolus; nucleus. Gene Ontology annotation, molecular function: DNA binding; zinc ion binding; NAD+ poly-ADP-ribosyltransferase activity. Lineage: Eukaryota; Metazoa; Chordata; Actinopteri; Syngnathiformes; Syngnathidae. Bases 52 to 3108 code for a protein of 1018 amino acids. The record is from RefSeq and is a predicted model, not a curated record.